Messenger RNA from Pocillopora damicornis (cauliflower coral), 560 nucleotides. Its product is annotated as GFP-like fluorescent chromoprotein amFP486. Gene Ontology annotation, biological process: bioluminescence. Lineage: Eukaryota; Metazoa; Cnidaria; Anthozoa; Scleractinia; Pocilloporidae. The record is from RefSeq and is a predicted model, not a curated record.
AGGAGUACAGAAGUCCACUUUUUUGGUAACCAAGGGAGGACCCCUUCCAUUUUCCUUUGACAUACUUUCGUCAGUCUUCAAAUAUGGAAACAGAUGCUUUACUAAGUACCCUGCCGACAUGCCUGACUAUUUCAAACAAGCAUUUCCUGCUGGAAUGUCAUUUGAAAGGACAUUUACAUUUGAGGAUGGAGGAGUUGCUACAGCCAGUGGACACAUUUGUCUUGAGGGAAAUUGGUUUAAGCACACAUCCAUGUUUCAUGGCGUUAACUUUCCCGCUAACGGACCCAUAAUGCAAAAGAGGACAAUUGGCUGGGACCCUUCCUUUGAGAAAAUGACCGUCUCCAACAACAUAUUGAGAGGUGAUGUAACUAUGUUCCUUCAACUCAAAGGGGGCGGUUAUCACAGUUGCCAGUUUCACACUUCUUACAAAACAAACGAGCCGGUCACGCUGCCUCAGAACCACGUCGUAGAACAUCGCAUUACGAGGACCGACAUUGAAGAUAAAAAGGUCCUGCUGGAAGAAACUGCUGUGGCUCAUGUUAACCCUUUGUAACUGGGAU